AUGAAGACCGAGUUCAAGUUCUCUAACCUGCUGGGCACAGUCUAUUGCAAAGGAAACCUCCUCUUUACUCCUGAUGGGACUUGUCUGCUUUCACCAGUCGGUAAUCGUGUCACUGUGUUUGACCUGAUCAACAAUAAGUCCUAUACCUUUCCCUUUUCGCAUCGCCGGAAUAUCUCCCGCUUAGCCCUCAGUCCGCGCGGAAACCUACUCCUCUCUGUUGACGAAGAUGGUCGGGCCAUUCUAGCCAACUUUCCUCGACGGCUUGCCCUUCACCACUUCUCUUUUAAAGCGCCUGUUUCUGCCCUAGCCUUUUCACCUUCUGGUCACCACUUCGCUGUUGGUGUUGGAAGACUUGUUGAAGUAUGGAAAACACCUUCGACACCAGAUGCAACUACAGAUGAGGGUCUUGAAUACGCGCCAUUUGUUCGGCAUAGAGUGCAUGCUGGGCAUUACGAUACUGUCCAGAGUAUAGAAUGGUCGAGUGACUCUCGUUUCUUUUUGAGUUCCGCGAAAGACCUUACAGCUCGAAUAUGGAGCCUCGAUCCCGAAGAGGGUUUUAUCCCUACAACACUAGCAGGCCAUCGAGAAGGCGUUUUGGGUGCGUGGUUCUCAUGCGAUCAGGAACAGAUUUACACAGUCAGCCAAGAUGGUGCGCUCUUUAGAUGGAGCUACUCGCAAAGGCCAGGCGCAAACGGCGACGUCAACAUUCGUGAAGAUGACGAAGACCCUCUACAGUGGAGAAUCGUACAACGACAUUAUUUCAUGCAGAACAAUGCGAAAGUCAAGUGUGCUGCGUAUCAUGCCGAAUCCAAUCUACUUGUAGCCGGCUUUUCCAACGGCCUUUUUGGAUUGUAUGAGCUCCCGGAUUUCAACAUGAUACACACCUUAAGUAUAUCUCAAAAUGAGAUAGAUUUUGUGACUUUGAACAAUUCAGGGGAAUGGUUGGCAUUUGGUGCGUCGAAACUUGGCCAGCUUCUUGUUUGGGAGUGGCAAUCAGAGUCCUAUAUCCUGAAACAACAAGGCCAUUUCGACUCCAUGAACGCUUUGGUCUACUCUCCAGAUGGUCAACGUAUCAUUACGACUGCGGAUGACGGCAAGAUCAAGGUUUGGGACACACAAUCAGGCUUCUGUAUUGUCACAUUUACCGAGCAUUCAAGCAGCGUGACUGCCUGCGAGUUUGCGAAGAGAGGUAAUGUUCUUUUCACCUCAAGUCUUGAUGGCUCAAUCAGAGCGUGGGAUUUAAUACGGUAUCGGAAUUUUAGAACAUUCACAGCACCUACCCGGUUAUCAUUUUCUUCUGUCGCUGUGGACCCUAGUGGUGAAGUCGUGUGCGCGGGAUCGCUGGACUCCUUUGACAUCCAUAUCUGGUCAGUUCAAACGGGCCAAUUACUCGAUCAGCUAUCUGGGCAUGAAGGCCCAGUCGCAUCUUUAGCAUUUGCACCUUCCGGUGAUGUCGUUGUAAGCGGUAGUUGGGACCAUACAGUGCGCAUAUGGAGCAUCUUUGGUCGGACCCAGACCAGUGAGCCAAUACAGCUACAAGCGAAUGUCCUUCAUGUUGCAUUCCGCCCCGAUUCGAAACAGGUAGCCGUUUCUACCUUGGACGGUCAGCUAACUUUCUGGUCUGUCUCUGAAGCUAGUCAGGAAGCUGGUGUGGAUGGCCGUCGUGAUGUCUCGGGCGGUCGAAGAAUCUCGGAUCGAAGGACCGCAGCCAACGUCGCAGGGACAAAGUCUUUCAACUGUAUAGCUUACAGUGCUGACGGUAGCUGCGUCAUUGCUGGCGGAAACUCCAAGUACAUAUGUCUCUAUGACGUCCAGUCCGGCACACUCAUCAAGAAAUUUACCGUUUCGGUCAACUUGUCGUUGGAAGGCACCCAAGAGUUUUUAAACAGCCGCAACCUCACCGAAGCUGGUCCAAGAGGCUUGAUAGAUGAGAAGGGUGAAGCUUCGGAUCUCGAAGACCGCAUUGACCAUACAUUACCUGGCGCUACUCGUGGCGACCUUUCUGUUCGGCGGACGCAGCCAGAAGUGCGCGCACCAGCAGUUGCGUUCUCGCCCACAGGCGGAGCCUUCUGCGCCGCAUCGACUGAGGGUCUUCUUGUCUAUUCGCUUGAUAGCGCCCUCCAAUUCGACCCUUUCGAUCUCGACAUCAAUAUCACACCGGCUUCUACCCUGCAAGCCAUCAAGGAGAAAGACUUUCUUCUUGCCCUUAUCAUGGCUUUCCGACUCAACGAGCGGCUGUUAAUUCGUCGAGUCUAUGAAGCAAUUCCUGUUACCGAUGUCACUCUUCUUGUCAAGGACAUACCUAUCGUAUACCUCGCCCGACUCCUGCGUUUCGUCGCCCAAGCUACCGAUGAGAGUCCUCACCUCGAAUUCAAUCUUCGAUGGAUUGAGGCUUUAUUACAUGCACAUGGUCCCUAUCUGAAAGAUCACGCUAGCUCAUUGGCCUCCGAGCUGCGAACUGUACAAAAGGCGAUAGCGAAAAUCCAAUUAGAGUUGGCCAGAUUAGCGGAUGAUAAUAUUUAUGCACUGGACUAUUUGCUUGCGCAGCCGUUGCUCCUCGCAGGGGUGGAUCACGGGUCCGAAGAGGCGCCAUUGAUGGUGAAUGGCAACGGCGCUUUAGAUGAUUGUAUGGAUGAGGAUAUGGAAGGCGAUUGGAUUGGCCUAGACGACAAAGAUGGUCACGUAGACUAG
Molecule: messenger RNA, 2691 nt
Organism: Letharia columbiana
Lineage: Eukaryota; Fungi; Ascomycota; Lecanoromycetes; Lecanorales; Parmeliaceae
Exons: 5
Coding region: 1-2691 (896 amino acids)
Biological process (GO): ribosomal small subunit assembly; maturation of SSU-rRNA from tricistronic rRNA transcript (SSU-rRNA, 5.8S rRNA, LSU-rRNA)
Cellular component (GO): Pwp2p-containing subcomplex of 90S preribosome; small-subunit processome
Molecular function (GO): protein binding
Source: RefSeq, a predicted model, not a curated record